ACAAGAACAGUAACCUACGGUAAAAUGGCUCCAAAACCUGCAAAUAAGAAUGCCAGUGGCACCAAGAAUAAAUCGAAGGGCUCUAAAUCCAAAAAGGGUGGAAAGAAUGUCCAAAAGGAACGUAAAGCCCCUACUUUAAAGCAAAAAUUGGCCAAGCAGUCCAAGAUCGUGAAAGUUGGUGAUUUGACAUGGAAGCCUGUCGAAAUCCCCGACAACCUCGGAGACUACCUGGGAUUCAUGGGUUUAGAAGAGUUGGAAGGUGUCGAUGUGCAGGUUGUGGACGGAAAGCCUCAGUUUGUUCAGAUAGAAGACACUAAGAAAGCAUCUGCUAAGGGACAGGACAAGAAGGCAAAGAAAGCUGAAGUACCUGCAGAAACUAAGUCCGAGGAGGAGGAGAAGGACGAUUCAGAGAUGGAGGAAGAGUUUACUGGCUUUGACGACGAAUCUGCUGUGGAAGAAGACUCUAUCGAAGAGGACGAGAAAGAUGAGAAGGACGAAUUGGAAAAUAGUUCGUUUCCAUUGGACUUGCCUUUGCCUGACGAUAACGAAAUAAACUUGCCCUUCUGGCAAGAUGAGAAGGCCCAACUUUCAUUGAAUGCAUACACUUUGGCAGGUUUGAACGCCAUGAAGUUCACCAAGCCUACUCCAAUUCAGAAGAGAACCAUUCCCUUGGCCAUUGAAGGAAAGGAUAUUAUAGGUAAGGCCACCACUGGUUCUGGUAAGACCUUGGCAUACGGUAUCCCCAUUUUGGAAAAGUACAUGAGCAAACUUGCUCUUAUCAAGGAAAACCGUCAAGCUAAAAUCGUCACUCCCCCCACUGGUAUUAUUUUUGCGCCUACCAGAGAAUUGGCUCACCAAGUCGUUGACCAUCUCAAAGAGAUCUCCAAGUUCUCCCCCUUACACUACAACGGUAUUGUCAGUAUUACUGGUGGUUUAUCCAUUCAGAAGCAAGAAAGAUUACUCAGUCAUGGUCCUGGAAUUUUGGUGGCUACUCCUGGUCGUUUCUUGGAGUUGAUCGAGAAAAGCGAAGAGUUGGCUAUCAGGUUAGCUAACACCGAUAUGAUUGUUUUGGAUGAAGCAGACAGAUUGUUGCAAGAUGGCCACUUUGAAGAGUUCGAAAAGAUCUUGGAAUUAUUCUCCAAGAGCAGAAAGAAGUCCUCCACUAUUGAGUGGAAAUGGCAAACAUUGGUUUUCAGUGCAACCUUUUCUAGAGACUUGUUUGGCAAAUUAGACAAGUUCCAAAAGAAGGGAAAGGCGACUGAAGGUACUUUGAUCGACAAUGACGAAAUUCUUCAAUUAUUGAAUGCCAAAUUAAAGUUCAAGGAUCCCAAGCCAGCCUUGAUCGAUGCAAACCCCAAAGAAAUUGUUUCUGGACAAAUCACUGAGGCGUUGGUGGAGUGUGGUCCAACUGAAAGAGACUUAUACUUGUACUACUUCUUAUUGAUGUACAAGGGCACUACGUUAGUGUUUGCCAACUCCAUCGAUUCUGUUAAAAGAUUGGUACCAUUUUUGACCCUGCUUAAUAUUCCAGCCUUUGCAUUGCAUUCUGCCAUGAUUCAAAAACAAAGAUUGAGAUCUUUGGAAAGAUUCAAAGAGGCCAGUGAGAGAGAUGAAGUCGCUGUGCUUAUUGCAUCCGAUGUUGCAGCCAGAGGUUUGGAUAUUCCCAACAUCGACCAUGUUGUUCAUUACCAUCUUCCAAAAGCUGCUGAUGUGUAUAUCCAUAGAUCUGGUAGAACUGCAAGAGCUGGAAACGAGGGUGUUUCUGUGAUGUUCUGUUCUCCACAAGAAGCCUCUGGUCCUUUAAAGAAAUUGAGAAGACUCGUGGCUACCAGUUCCAAAAAUACUAGACUCAAUAUCCACAGUGACGUGAAGCUCUUGCCCCUUGAGAUGGAUUUGGUGACUCAGGUCAAGCCAAGAGUCGCUCUCUCUGCUCAGUUGGCAGAUGCCACCAUUUCUUCCAUUGCUACCAGAAAGGAAAAAACUUGGGUCGAGCAGGCAGCUGAGGAAUUGGGAGUGGAUCAUGGCUCUGAUCUCGAAGACUUCGAGGACGACAUUCUUAAAAAGCAAAGGAAGAGGAAGGAGAGUAAGGCUUUGACCAAAGACGCCCAGAAAAGAUUGAGAGCUGAACUUAGAAACUUGAUGAGCGUUCCUUUGAGAAAGAACUUGAGAAGAUCAUACUUGACAAGUGGCUUGCAAAACUUGGCCCAUCAAAUGGUCACUGGAAACACUCACAAGGAUGUCUUGGGACACGAAAUCACCAAUGCUUUGGACGAUUUGAAGACUAGUGGCUCCAAGAGAGCGAAGAAGGGUGGCAAGAAGUAA
This is a messenger RNA of Suhomyces tanzawaensis NRRL Y-17324, 2322 nucleotides long. RefSeq names its product putative ATP-dependent RNA helicase (gene MAK5). The record is from RefSeq and is a predicted model, not a curated record. NCBI's taxonomy places the organism in Eukaryota, Fungi, Ascomycota, Pichiomycetes, Serinales, Debaryomycetaceae. Gene Ontology annotation, cellular component: nucleolus. Gene Ontology annotation, molecular function: nucleic acid binding; ATP binding; RNA helicase activity. The coding region runs from base 25 to 2322 and encodes 765 amino acids. The transcript has a single exon.